This is a messenger RNA of Onthophagus taurus, 1336 nucleotides long. RefSeq names its product evolutionarily conserved signaling intermediate in Toll pathway, mitochondrial (gene ECSIT). Gene Ontology annotation, molecular function: protein binding. Lineage: Eukaryota; Metazoa; Arthropoda; Insecta; Coleoptera; Scarabaeidae. Gene Ontology annotation, biological process: innate immune response; cell surface receptor protein serine/threonine kinase signaling pathway. The record is from RefSeq and is a predicted model, not a curated record. Gene Ontology annotation, cellular component: mitochondrion.
AAAAAGUGAGGUUAUGUCGUAUGUUCAUUAACCUAUAAAAAUGUGAAUUUCUAUAUUUUAACUAAAUUACAACUCAAUAUAAAAUUUUUUAAACGAUAUUUAAUCAUGUUUCGUACAAGACAAUUAAGAAUGUUAUUAUUUUAUAUAAAACAGUCGAAAAAUGAUCAAUUUAAUAAUCAACCGUCCUUCAACAUGAAGGGUUUUCAUACGAAUUCGAUGCGUUUUACAGAAAAUAAAGAAAAAUCAGGGGCGGGGAAAGAAGUUACUGAGAAAUUGAGUUUUGAAACUGCAAAGGAAAAAACAAAAAACUCUUAUUUAGAUAUGAUUCGUAUUUAUGUAAAUAGAGAUGUUCAUAGAAGAGGGCAUGUUGAAUUUAUUUACUCAGCAUUAAAAAAUAUGGAGCAAUAUGGUGUGCAUAAAGAUCUGGAAGUAUACAAGGCGAUUGUUGAUGUUUUACCUAAAGGAAAAUUUAUACCCCAAAAUAUAUUUCAAGCAGAGUUUAUGCAUUAUCCAAAACAACAACAAUGUGUUGUUGAUUUGUUAGAGCAAAUGGAAGAUAAUGGAGUCUUACCUGACGUGGAAAUGGAGUCCAUGCUUCUAAACAUCUUUGGAAAAAGAGGUAUUCCAUUAAGAAAAUAUUGGAGAAUGAUGUAUUGGAUGCCAAAAUUUAAAAAUCUGUCUCCUUGGCCUGUACCAAAUCCCCCACCUAAUGAUGCUUUUGAACUAGCACAAUUAGCAAUAGCUAGAAUAAGUAGUGUUGAUGUUCAAACAAAAUUAACAAUAUAUCAAAGUUCAGAUAUUGCUGAUUCAAUUGAGGAUACAUGGAUAGUAAGUGCUCAAAGCCCUAUCCAACAAGAUCUUUUAAGACAACACAAUGUAAAAGAACCCAUUUAUGUUGAAGGACCUUAUAGAGUCUGGUUAAGGACGAAAUCAGUUAAUUAUUUUAUGUUAAGAGCAAACCCAAAAAUUUUUCCUGAAGAAACUGAAGAUCUUUCUGAUGAUGUAAGUAAAAUCGAUGUAAGCUUCUUCAACUUUACUCCUCCAAAAAUGAAAAGCCUCGCGAAUAUUCCCAGCAUACACGAACAAAACGACGCCACAAUUUUUGCGUUAUGCGCGACGGGAACGUCAAGUAAGGAUUCUUUGUUAUCUUGGAUUCGACAUUUGGAAAAGGAUGGAAAUUCCGUAUUAAGUACUUUAUCUGUAGUUUUUACUUUGAAGUCGUCUGGAAAGGAACUCACUGUCGAAUCUGCUGGUUUAAAUCCGGAAAUUGAUGAGCGAUAAUAAAUUGAAAUUGUUGAUUUUGUUGUCAAUAAAAAAAAAGUAUUUCUUCUUUAGA